UGCAGCGUGAGUGGCUGCUGGAAAAUCCCCACUCGGGCUCCGGGAGCCCCGCUGGGCAGGUGUAGCGGGGCGGGGGAGGGGGAGAAGUGGGUGCGAGGGAUGGAGGCGCCCUUGCUGAAGAUGAUGGGGGCCACGGGCGAGGUGGGCUCCAAGGUGAGCGCCGAGCUGGAGGUGAAGAAGCUGCAGGAGCUGGUGCGGAAACUGGAGUGGCAGAACGAGCAGCUGAAGAGCCGGGCGAACGCCGCCGCCGCCGCUCCUCUGCAGGUCUACCUGGGCUCCGGCGGCCGGCACCAGCCGCCCGCCCCGGCUCUCCUCCACCCGCCUUACAGCUCCCCUCCCCAGGGCUCGGCUCACCCCCAGCCCGGCGGCACCCACUGCCCGGCCGCCAGCCCCGAGCCCCGCGCACCCAGGCUGCUGCUGGAUGAGGUCGACAUCCUGGACCUGGAGAACGGCCGCUGCAGCGGGGACGAUGACAGCUGGUUGUAUGUUUCACCAAGGAGGCAGCCGACCAUGGAACAGAAAGCCAUGAGCCCAAUCGAGUGGUGUAGACAGGUGCUUGAUCACCCAGGCCAUGAGAUUGAAGCAGCAAAGCGAUCACUGUGCUUCAGACUUGACCAAGCCAAUCGAUGGAAAAGUCUCUUUUCAAGUUCUUACUCUUCUGGCCUUCCAUGUAGUCCGUUUGCAGGGUAUAGUCCAUAUACCAAUGGGUUUAGCUCUCAAAGCCUCUACAAACCUGUUACUAAACAAUUACUAAUCCCUGAAAGAACAGGUUAUGCAAGUAGAAAUCUUCCACUCAGCCCACAGUCAUCAAUCGACAGUGAACUGAGCACUUCUGAGCUGGAUGACGAGUCCAUCUCCAUGGGUUACAAACUACAAGACUUGACAGAUGUCCAGAUCAUGGCAAGACUACAAGAAGAAAGUCUACGACAAGAUUAUGCUUCCACUUCAACAACUAUCUCUCAACGCAGCUCCAGUACAUCACUAUAUUCAGUAAAGCGGGGGACAGGGAGUGACCAGGAAUAUGAUUGCUGCAGUCUCGAAGACGAAGAAGAAUUUGACCAACUUCCACCACAGCCUCGACUCACCAGAUGCUCUCCACCUUUACGAAGCAUGCCGCAUUCACAGACUUUUUCCAGCAUCAGAGACUGCAGAAGAGGCCCAACACCUUCCUCCUACUUGAAUUCCAGUGCUUAUCCAUCCUAUUACUCACAAGGUCAUACCACUGAGCAACACCAGUACCGGACCAGUGCAGAGAAACUCAGACGCAGCAUGCCAAACCUUGCACGUUCAUUCAGUACUACCAGUUCACCUGACUCCUUUAAGAAUAGCAGAAGUUUUGAUUCAAACCUGCAGAAUGGAAUUUCACGACUGCAGUCACCAGCAUGCCCUUCUCUCAAUAAACUUCAACAUAGAGUCAACAGUGUCAGCCAUUUCCCACUGUCAGUAAGGCAACCGCCAAAAGCAACAGCAUACGUGAGUCCAACCGUCAGCAACACCAAUGGGAUCCACUCAUCUGUCAGUUUGCAUUCCAUCUCGAGCUCUGGCAUCCCUUUACCGAACAGGCCUGGAACCACAGGGAUCCCGGGUCGGAGUGGCCUUCCAAGACCAACCUCAAGUAUUGGAGGUAGUGGAAUACCCAGGAGCAAAUUAGCACAACCAGUCCGUAGUUUUCUUCAGCCUCCAAAGCCCCUUACUGCACUCAGUUCUCUUAAGGAUGGAAGCUGGAAGGAUGGGUGUUACUGACAUUCACUGCUACAGAAACUGUUGAGGCAGAGAACCAGGAGCUGCCACACAAUGAUGCCCAGCUGGCUGGGUUUAGACGCAUCACAAGAUGUUUGUAGCUACAGUUAAUUUCAGUGAAAAUGCAAAAGACUAGGCAAGGCCCAGAAUUAUGUAUGUUUUGCUAAUAAAGUGAAGAAAUACUACAUGAACUAAUGGUUGAAACAUCGUGCUUUCUAAUAUUCGCCCUGUGCAUUCAAAUUAUCUCAAACUUGCAGAUGAAAAAUCAGUACAAAAUGCCUUUUCAUCAAAUUUAACUUCUUCAGUGCUCGGUUUAUUUUUGAAACAACAAUCGAUAUUAUGAUGAGCAUUUUGCCAUUAGGGUUUUUUAAGGAAAUUCAACUUUAUCUAUGUUGAAUAGCAUUUGAACAAAAUUGUUAGCCUGUUGAGUUACUGUGACUUCAUUUUAACUGGGUUACAUGUUAUCACUUGAUGCAAACCUGUAAUACCUAAGCUGUGGGAAGCAGUUUUAAAGCCUCCAAUCAUGCUUCAAAUGAGAUUUAGAAGUAACAUCUCCAUAAAGUGGAAAUAAACAGAUUUAUUAUUUAAUAAAUGAUGAAUGAUUUGUAGAAGCUCUUAGUUUUAGCUCCAAAACUUCUAUGAAUAUGUAGCCCUGUGAGCAGAAAUUGUUAGUGAAUGUCAUCAAAUCAAACUACGGAUGCUGGAAAUCUGAGACAAAAACAUUAGAUGGUGAAAAUACUCAGCUGCUCAGGCAGCAUCUGUGGAGGGAGAAACAGAUCUAAUGUUUCAGGUCAGUGACUUCUCCUCAGAACUGGAUGAGGGGUCAUUGGUAAGAAAUAUUGAAGGGUUAUUGACUUGAAAUGUUGACUCUAUUUAGCUCUUCUCAGAUGAUGCCUGACCAAAUAACCAUGCCUUAUCUAUUUUUCUUAUUUUUGAUAAAUUCUCCUGCUCCAUUUCUAUAAUGCCAGCUGGAGUACAGUUGGUAGUAUAGUGGUUACCAUCUUACUUGGUAAUAAAAGAUCAGUUAUACAAUGUUAACUUAGACUUUUGGGUUCAAUGUCGAUCCAGCUAUUUUGACAAUAUUGAUAAUUAUCCCUGAACGAUUAACAUAUCCUUAUAAUGAUGCUACAACUACGUAUGAUUGUGGUACAACAUAAAUUGAAAUUGCACAUUUCAUAGUGUUUUCAGCCAUAUUUCGAUAAAUAUGGAAUGAUUAUGAAAGUGAAUUUGCUUUUAAUGAUAGAUUACAGUUUUGUUAAACAGGUGUAACUUCCAAAACUCAUUUGAGAAGAAGUCACUGUCAUCUCAGAAAUCUGGACUGAAAAUUUGUUGUAGAACCAGUUAUUUUGUGCACUGUAGCUAUACUUUAUUUCUGUAGCUCACAAGUACCUAUAAGGUCAACACGUCUGUGAUAGUCUGAUAUGAACCUCUUCUUUUGCCAUAGUUCGCAUUACAAAGCCAGAAAAUUUCAGCACCAAUGGAGUGUAACAAAAGCCUGGGGCUAAGGAAAUUCACACAAUGCCACCUAAUUUCUGACCUACCUUGCUGGUUUUAUGAAUGUUAAUUUAUUAUUUGUAAAUUAUUUGUGUAUGUCCUACCAGUUAUGAUGAAGCACAUUGCACUUAAACCCAGCAAUGACCAUGUAUGCGACAGCUUGACGGAUUUUUUUACAACAGUGAGUGAGCAUUUUGAAAUGUUUUAUUAAUAUUGAGAACAAGGUGCACUUUUUAAUGGACACUAAACAGCUUAAUUUUUAUAGAAGUUUUACAGGAUAACUUAAACAUAUUCAUCUUGUAAUAAUGCUGUACAGAAGUACUACGGAAAUGUCAAAUACAUAAUGCCAAUUACUCUUGCAUUUUAUUAAAUAUUGCUUAUAAAAUAAAAAAAAAUUAUUGCCAAUGGAUGUAGGAAUGUAUUGAUGAUUUUAUGCAAUAAAUGUUUUUUCUUCCC
This is a messenger RNA of Pristis pectinata (smalltooth sawfish), 3690 nucleotides long. It is a transcript of the gene slain1a, whose product is annotated as SLAIN motif family, member 1a. NCBI's taxonomy places the organism in Eukaryota, Metazoa, Chordata, Chondrichthyes, Rhinopristiformes, Pristidae. The transcript has 8 exons. Bases 100 to 1743 code for a protein of 547 amino acids. Gene Ontology annotation, biological process: positive regulation of microtubule polymerization; cytoplasmic microtubule organization; microtubule nucleation. Gene Ontology annotation, cellular component: microtubule plus-end. The record is from RefSeq and is a predicted model, not a curated record.